Gambusia affinis (western mosquitofish) is the source of this 1895-nucleotide messenger RNA. Its product is annotated as sialoadhesin-like. Bases 59 to 1690 code for a protein of 543 amino acids. The transcript has 11 exons. The record is from RefSeq and is a predicted model, not a curated record. NCBI's taxonomy places the organism in Eukaryota, Metazoa, Chordata, Actinopteri, Cyprinodontiformes, Poeciliidae. Gene Ontology annotation, biological process: cell surface receptor signaling pathway. Gene Ontology annotation, molecular function: transmembrane signaling receptor activity.
UGAUGAAAAGCCUCUCAGGAAGAGGGAGGGUUUUACUCUGUGGUUCUGACAGAACCUGAUGAAAACAGUCAGAUCUGAAAGAGCCGCCAUGAAGGAAACAUCUGUCCUGAUUCUGCUCAUUUUGACCUCAAUGCUGAGCAGAGCAAAAAUACAAGCCGUUCAUCUGACUGUGAGUCCCAGCAGAUCUCAGUUCUUUGAAGAAGAAUCAGUGACUCUGAUCUGUGAGGAUGAAAACAGAUCUGAUGGAUGGACUGUGAGGAGAAACACAACCAGAGUAACCAGGAAGAGAUGUGGAGAUGGAUGGGGGAAAUUAAACGGUUCUACCUGCAGCCUGACCUUCCUCCUCCCAUUAGACACUGGUGUGUACUGGUGUGAGUCCAGGUCUGGAUCCUCCAGCAGCAGCAGCAUCCAGCUCUCUGUCUCUGGUGGAUCAGUGAUCCUGCAGAGUCCUGUCCUCCCUGUGAUGGAGGGAGAUGACGUCACUCUGAGCUGCAGAGCAAGGAAUCCAACCCACAACCUCCCAGCUGCUUUCUAUAAAGAUGGCUCCUUCAUUGGUGAUGGAUCAUCAGGUCACAUGACCCUCCUCCAUGUUUCCAGCUCUGAUGAAGGCCUCUAUAAAUGUAACAUCAGAGGUCAUGGAGAGUCUCCAUCCAGCAGGAUCUCUGUCAAAGUUCAUCUGACUGUGAAUCCCAGCAGAUCUCAGUUCUUCAGAGGAGAAUCAGUCAUUCUGAUCUGUGAGGAUGAAAACAGAUCUGAUGGAUGGACUGUGAGGAGAAACACAAGCAGAGGAACCAGGACUGAGUGUAAAGAUGGAUGGGGGAAAUUAAAUGGUUCUGUUUGCAAUAUGAACUACGUGCAGCCAUCAGAUACUGGUGUGUACUGGUGUGAGUCCAGGUCUGGAUCCUCCAGCAGCAGCAGCAGCAGCAGCAGCAGCAGCAGCAGCAGCAGCAGCAGCAGCAGCAGCAUCCAGCUCUCUGUCUCUGGUGGAUCAGUGAUCCUGCAGAGUCCUGUCCUCCCUGUGAUGGAGGGAGAUGACGUCACUCUGAGCUGCAGAGCAAGGAAUCCAACCCACAACCUCCCAGCUGCUUUCUAUAAAGAUGGCUCCUUCAUCGGCAACGAGUCAUCAGGUCACAUGACCCUCAACUCAGUGAAGAAAUCUGAUGAAGGCCUCUAUAAAUGUAACAUCAGAGAUCAUGGAGAGUCUCCAUCCAGCAGGAUCUCUGUCAAAGACAGAAUCUCCUCCACUCCUCUAUCCAUCACCUCCAUCCCUCCAUCCUCUUCUCCUCCUGGUUCAUCUUUUCCCACCAUCACAGUCGUUGUUUCCAUUUUUAUUUUUAUCUUCCUGGUUUUUCUCUCAUUAAUUCUUCUGGUUCUUCUGGUGAGACGAUGUUCCUGCAGGAAACAUGAAGAUGAAGGAAAAGAUGAAAAGGAAAUCACCUACAGUGAACUGAAGACCUUCAGGAAUCAGCAGCAGCCAAUCAGAAGCAGUCCAGAUCCAGCUCUGGUUUACUCUACAGUGAGAACUGGGAACCUCAGAGAGACUGGAAACCAGCAGAGGAGCAGAGAGAUCCAUCCGGGUCCAGUUUACUCUGCAGUGAGGACAGCAAACAUCAGACCCAACAGAACCAGAGAACCAGAACCAGAACCAGACGUGGUUUACUCUGCAGUCAGACCGGCUGCUGGUCCAUAACGGAUCAUCAACAUCAGGCUGUUUGUUCUGUCAAGUAUUUCUAUAAGAGACGAAUAUUAAUGUGUUAUUAUUAUUAAAACAUAUUGUAACUUUAUAGUCAUUUCAUAAACAAACAGCUAAGAGACAAAAACAUUUCAGUUGAUUUGACAGGAUUUAUUUUCUUAUGGUUCAUAAAUAUAAUUACUAAUAAAACUGAAAUAUUGAG